AUGCACAAUGUCGCGAACGCCACGCGUCAAUCACUGGAUGAGCUCCGCAUGACAGAUAUCAUGCAAGCUGUUGAGCGAGGUCACAUCAAUGCAGCACAAUCUCUCCUCGAUGGUGUAUCCCCUGAUAUCCAGGAUCGGACGGGCCGAACCAUCUUCUCCCAGGCUGUUUCACUCGAUUCAAAGCACGAUCUCCAAAAUCGUCUCAAUGCGGAAGUUCUGUUUGACCUCCUCAUUGCUAGAGGCGCUGACCCCGACCUCGGAGAUCAUACGGGAGAGACACCCGUGCACUGGGCAGCAAAGGCAGGUGACCAUGAGAUGGUGUGUCUGCUCUUGAAAAGGGGUGCUCAGUCGGACAUCCCAGACAAAUGGGGCCGCACGCCGUUAUCUCGAGCUGCCGAGAGGGGACAUAACUUGCUUGUCGAGCGACUUUUGGUUGACGGCCGUGCGGAUUCUAACAGUAGAGACAGACGCGGUCGCACACCGUUAUCUUGGGCUGCUGAAAAUUCACAUUUACACAUUGUGGAGACAUUGGUCAACCACGGUGCAGAUGUGGAGAUUCGUGAUAACGAGGGACAGAUACCUUUAUGGUGGUUCCUGAACCAUACAGACCGAACUAAUACAGCCGAUCGAGAGACAGUGAAAGACCCGGUCAACUUCCAGCGAUGGUGUUCAAUUCUCGGCCCCAAAUCAAGCAUAGAGCCUGUUACCAAGAAACGACGGACAUUCCUGGCCUGGGCUUGUGAGCGAGGCGACCAGCAGCUGGUGCAAGAAUUGCUCCGAACGACAUGGACCGAUCCGAACUCGAUUGAUCGACAUAGGAAAACACCACUUAUCUAUGCUUUGGAGUGGAAGCACUACGAAAUUGCCGACAUGCUUAUGUCUGGGGUAGACCCGGACAGACCGAAAAAGGACUGUGUGUCACUACAUCUUCUUAUACGAGAAGGCCGAUCCCGUCUGCUGAAACUGUUCUUAGAGCGAUACAAAUCUAAUCUAAAUGAGGAGGAUACGUACAGUGCAGUUCCUCUCAUGAGGAUGGCCCUCCAGCAAAGUGACCGGCCGACCGUGAGGCUACUCUUAGACUACAAAGCAAGUACGCAGGGGCUGAAAAGCAGCGAUUGGUUUGGACCUUGUAGCACAUUGAGAGCGGCGGAACCUCUAGUGGGUCUGAAUAAAGCGAACUGGGAUGGUUAUUCCUCUAUACCAGUAAUGGAGAUGACAAUCCAGGAGCGUGAUCGCACCGCAGUUGCCACUUUACUCGGUAAACGUGCUCGAAUUCUAGAGAUCGAGGAUGAUGAUGACGACUUCGCACAGUAUUCUAGCAACAUCCAGCAGAGCGUCGCCGUGGAUAUAAUGACGUAUAAGGACGGGCGACAGGCUGUAGAGUGGAUUUCGGAGGACACGUUCGACCAAAAAAUGAAAAAACUGACAAAGAGCCCAGACGAGAGUCAUCUGAUACUCUUUCGAGAGAACCAGACUUGGAACACAUAUUGCCAGAUGGACAAUCUCCCCAACGAAUUAAAGUUCUCUCUGGGUAACAGAAGUCCAUGUAGGACUUUUAGUCUGUCCAUCGUCAUGCAUUUCCAGAAUAUGAAGGCCCCCAAGGACUCUCUUGAUGACAACAGUGGCGAACACCAUCGCGUCCGAACAAUUGAAUGGUCGGUACUUGAAGCGCCUCCAAAAACAGUUCACUACUUCAGCAAUCUGCCAUUUGGCUGGACCCCAGAAAGCGACUUGGAGCUUAUUGAGCUUUUUAUGCAAACAUGGAAGGACGACUGGAUAACCUUCUGUCGGGAUGAAAGGAGAAAUCUUGGGCACUUGCGAUCAUAUCAGCUGGCCGCUGCUGGAAAAGACGACUUUCUAAUUGACGCUAUAGCGGGAAAUAUGCAAAAAUGGACCCAAAUGCAAUGGAUGCUAGAAGAUCAACUCAACCAGGCGAAGGAAUUCGUCGCACAGUACCAAGCGUUUACCGAAAGUCGGCAGCUCAGCGAGUACAUGGGUAAGAUUAUCACUACUUUUGAGCAUGACGUUUCAUGUCAGAUCGAUAAGAUGGAACAGGGAAUUCGGGAUUUGCUGCAAGUGGAAUUUGCAUGGGUGUCUAUCAAUGAAGCUCACCGGUCGACCAGUCUAGCCGCAAGCAUGAAGCGGAUUAGCUGGAUCACGUUCAUAUUCCUCCCUCUAAUGUUUGCCUCUAGUCUUCUUGGAAUGAAUAUAGACAUCCUGAAAGAUGAGCCGAGUUGGUGGUGGUUUCUCAUAAUCGGAGGUUCCCUGACAUUUCUCACGGUAUUCACUUGGAUUGGUGCCAGAUUCACACGACUUGAAACGUGGCCAGAGAAAAUGAUAUGGACACAACCAAAACAAAGGCCAUACUCCCUCGACCAAAAUAUGAGGCCGUUGAGCAGAUCGUUGCAGCCGUAG
Aspergillus caelatus is the source of this 2415-nucleotide messenger RNA. RefSeq names its product ankyrin repeat-containing domain protein. Gene Ontology annotation, biological process: transmembrane transport; metal ion transport. The coding region runs from base 1 to 2415 and encodes 804 amino acids. Gene Ontology annotation, cellular component: membrane. Gene Ontology annotation, molecular function: metal ion transmembrane transporter activity; protein binding. Lineage: Eukaryota; Fungi; Ascomycota; Eurotiomycetes; Eurotiales; Aspergillaceae. The transcript has 7 exons. The record is from RefSeq and is a predicted model, not a curated record.